This is a messenger RNA of Euleptes europaea (tarantolino), 339 nucleotides long. It is a transcript of the gene CRB3, whose product is annotated as crumbs cell polarity complex component 3. The record is from RefSeq and is a predicted model, not a curated record. Lineage: Eukaryota; Metazoa; Chordata; Lepidosauria; Squamata; Sphaerodactylidae. The transcript is spliced from 3 exons. Bases 1 to 333 code for a protein of 110 amino acids.
AUGGCAGGGUCCGGCCAGCUGGCAUUCCUGGUGACCGUCUCUCUCCAGUCCCUCGUCCCCUCUGUGCUCGGUAAAGACGGAAACAGCACAUUGGAACCCACGUCUUCCUCUUCUCCGCAUCACCUUUCAAGCUCGGAACUAGCCGCUGCCAUCGCCGUGCCGACGGCCUUUUUCGGGCUGCUGCUGAUCGGCCUCUUGGUCUUCGUGGGAUUCAAAGUCCGGGAGAAGCGCCAGACGGAAGGCACCUACCGGCCGAGCAGCGAGGAGCAGGUGGGCGCCCGCGUGGCGACGAACGCCAACCUCAAGCUGCCUCCCGAGGAGCGACUCAUCUGAAGCGGG